Cyprinus carpio (common carp) is the source of this 2160-nucleotide messenger RNA. RefSeq names its product secretory carrier-associated membrane protein 1-like. Gene Ontology annotation, biological process: protein transport. The record is from RefSeq and is a predicted model, not a curated record. Lineage: Eukaryota; Metazoa; Chordata; Actinopteri; Cypriniformes; Cyprinidae. Gene Ontology annotation, cellular component: recycling endosome membrane; trans-Golgi network membrane.
ACUGACGCAUGACGUCAUCUCCGGUUCUACCAUUUUGCGGAUCGGUCUUGAGCAGCUGGUGCGUUUCUUACCGAAUACCGAUAAUAUAGUCUUAAUAAUAAAGCCCAAUUAAACCGGCAUAAUGUCAGAUUUUGAUAGCAACCCCUUCGCGGACCCGGACUUCAGCAACCCGUUUCAGGAUCCAUCAGUGACACAAGUAACGCAGACUGCCCCGCCUGGCCUGGAGGAGUAUAACCCUUUCACAGACACCAAGCCGGUCCCGCCAGGCUCCGCCCCUAAGGCAGUCCCACCCACAGCCAACACACAGCCGGCCAUCAUGAAACCCACCGAAGAACCGCCAGCUUACACUCAGCCUCAGCAGACACAGGAUCAGGUGCGAGCCCAGGCGGAGUUAUUACGGAGACAGGAGGAGCUGGAGAGAAAAGCGGCUGAGCUGGACCGCAGGGAGAGGGAGAUGCAGUCUCUCAGCGCAUCAGGAGGGAGGAAAAACAACUGGCCGCCUCUUCCAGAGAAGUUUCCGGUGGGUCCGUGUUUCUAUCAUGAUAUAUCAGUGGACAUCCCUGUGGAGUACCAGAAAACCGUCAAGAUCAUGUACUAUCUCUGGAUGUUCCACACGGGGACGCUGUUUGCCAAUAUAUUCGGCUGUUUGUCGUGGUUCUGUGUGGAUGCGUCGAGGGGAGUGGAUUUUGGUCUGGCUAUGCUCUGGUUCAUGCUCUUCACACCCUGUUCAUUUGUCUGCUGGUACAGACCUCUGUAUGGAGCGUUCAGGAGUGACAGCUCUUUUAGGUUCUUUGUGUUCUUCUUCGUCUAUAUCUGCCAAUUUGGUGUCCAUGUGUUGCAAGCCAUCGGCAUUGCAGGUUGGGGUGCAAGCGGCUGGAUCUCCGCGCUGACCGGGCUGAACACAAGUAUUCCCGUCGGCAUCAUCAUGAUCCUGAUCGCUGCCCUCUUCACCGCAUCGGCUGUCAUCUCUCUCAUCAUGUUUAAAAAGGUUCAUGCGCUGUACCGAACCACCGGCGCCAGUUUCGAGAAGGCGCAGCAGGAGUUCGCCACCGGCGUCAUGGCCAACAAAACGGUGCAAACCGCCACCGCUAACGCCGCCUCCUCUGCGGCCCGGGGAGCCUUCAAAGAGCAGAUCUGAUUGGGCCGAGAACUCCGACUCCGACUCCACCCAUGCUACUCUGACCCCGCCCUCCGCAUUCCUCCAAACCGUCUUUACAGCAUUUCCUCAGCUCUGACUGGCUGUUCAAGACCACACCCACUCUCAUUGACUUAAUGCACUCCUGUGACUGACUGAGACCCCGCCCACAGCCCCUCCCCUCCUGUCAAUCAGCAGGUGUGCUGUGUGUGUGUGUGUGUGUGUGGUGGGACGCCUGUCUGUGUGUAAACAGCCUAAAGAGUCACUUUAUAUGUUCACAUCACGUCAGUUUGUCCCUGUUAAACAACAGGAAGUGAUGUCAUCUAGUGUCUUUUUAUGGGAUCCAAGGAAAAGAGAAUGGCUAUGCCCUCACAGGUCUGUCUUACCGAUCAUCUUCACUUACACACUCAUAAAAUCACAACGGAAACGUCACAAAAAUGUCAUAAUGCAAAUGCCAUGUACGCAAAAUAAUUUUUUACAUUAAAAAAUGUUUGCUUUUCUGUAGAUUUUAGUGUAUAACAUGACAUUUUGCAUACACUAAUGCACUUUUUAUUUUUUAUUUUGGGUUAUAAUAUUACCUUUUUCAUAACAAAAUGUAAUUUAUCUUUGGUUUUUGGGGUAUAACACGACCAAAAUUUAGCUUUUCUUUAAAUUCUGGGGUAUAAUCUGACCUUUUGCAUGACAAAAUUUGCCUUUUCAUUAGAUUUCAAAGUAUAACAUGACGUUUUGCAUUCAAAAUUGUUGCUUUCCUUUGGAUUUUGGGGUAUAACACGACAUUUUAGCAUAAAAACAAUUGGCUUUUCUUUUUGAUUUUGUGGGAUAAUAUGACCUUUUCUUGGCGGGAUUCGUCCAACUAUCAUUGUAAACGCUUCUUCCUAAAUAAUGAGCCAUCAGUACACAAAGACGUCCAUCAGAUGUGACCGUAAACACUCCACACACAACUCAAAGGGUCUCUUUACCUGUAAAUAUAUAAAUAUAUAUAUAUUAAACCUGUAUGAUGACAUAAAGUAUUGACCGAUUUUAAA